Triticum urartu is the source of this 3197-nucleotide messenger RNA. The record is from RefSeq and is a predicted model, not a curated record. NCBI's taxonomy places the organism in Eukaryota, Viridiplantae, Streptophyta, Magnoliopsida, Poales, Poaceae.
CCGUCCACCUCCGCCUCGGCCGCAACCGCGUCCGACCCGGACGCGGCGCUCGUCGCGGCCGUGGCGGACGCGCUCGUAUCGGCGUCCCGCCUGCCCGCCCCGGUGCCCAUGCCCACCCUCCUGGCCGCCUACCUCCCGCGCCUCACCGCCUCCCACCACCCGCGCGUGCUCGCCGUCGCGGCCUCCAACCCGGCGCUCGCCUCGCCGGAGUCGCUCCUCGCCUACCGCAGCUUCCUCUCGCCGCCCUCCUGCCUGCCCUCCCUCCUCCCGCUCCUCCCCGUCCUCCCCUACCGCCACCUCUUCCCGCUGCUCCUCUCCUUCGUCCCGCUCGACCCGCUCCGCCACCUCCACCGGCACCUCCUCGGCCACCUCCCCUCGACCCCUCUCGCCGACGCCGCGCUCUGCGCCUACUCCCGCCUCCGCCUCCCCCACCUCGCCGCCCAGCUCCUCCACUCCCUCCGCCGCCGCAUCCGCGUCCGCCCCUCCCUCCAGGCCGCCAACGCCGUCCUCUCCGCGCUCGCGCGCAGCCCCUCCACCUCCCCGCAGGCCUCCCUGGACGCCUUCCGCUCCCUCAUCGCGCUCCGCCUCCACCCCAACCACUACACCUUCAACCUCCUCGUGCACACCCACUGCUCCAAGGGCACCCUCGCCGACGCCCUCGCCACGCUCUCCACCAUGCAAGGGUUCGGCCUCUCCCCCGACGCCGUCACCUACAACACGCUCCUCCACGCGCACUGCCGGAAAGGCAUGCUCGGUGAGGCGAGGACUCUGCUGGCGAGAAUGAAGAAAGAGGGGAUCACGCCCACGCGGCCGACGUACAAUACCCUUGUGUCGGCUUACGCGAAGCUGGGGUGGAUUAAGCAGGCGACCAAGGUCUUGGAGGCCAUGACGGCCAACGGGCUGGAGCCUGACCUGUGGACGUACAAUGUGCUUAUCGCUGGGCUGUGCCAGGCAGAGAAGGUGGAUGAGGCGUUUAGGCUGAAGGAUGAGAUGGAGCGGCUCGGCACUUUGUUGCCUGAUGUAGUGACCUACAAUACACUCGCUGAUGCGUGCUUUAAGUGGAGGUGUUCGUCUGAUGCACUGAGGCUGCUCGAGGAAAUGCGUGAGAAGGGGGUGAAGCCGACUUUGGUCACACAUAACAUUGUUAUCAAGGGGCUUUGCAAGGAUGGGGAAUUGGAGGAGGCGUUGGGGUGUUUCAAGAAGAUGGCAGAUGAAGGUUUAGCACCAGAUGUGAUCACGUAUAAUACGUUGAUUGAUGCAUACUGCAAGGCUGGCAAUGUCGCCAAAGCAUUUGCACUAAUGGAUGAGAUGGUCGGUAGGGGACUCAAAUUGGACACCUUCACGCUUAAUACCGUGCUAUAUAAUCUGUGCAAGGAGAAGCGUUAUGAAGAGGCUCAAGGGCUGCUACAAUCUCCAUCCCAAAGGGGUUUUGUGCCCGAUGAAGUCAGCUAUGGCACAGUGAUGGCAGCCUACUUCAACGAGUAUAAUCCGGAGCCUGCUCUGCGUCUGUGGGAUGAGAUGAUUCAGAGGAAGUUGACACCAACUAUUUCGACUUACAACACAUUGAUCAAGGGGCUUGGCAGAAUGGGGAGGUUGAAAGAGGCGAUUGAUAAGUUGAAUGAGCUCAUGGAGAAGGGGUUGGUACCAGAUGACACCACGUACAAUAUCGUCAUCCAUGCCUACUGCAAGGAAGGGGACUUGGAGAAUGCCUUCCAGUUCCACAACAAGAUGGUGGAAAAUUCCUUUAAGCCAGAUGUUGUUACUUGCAACACUUUGAUGAAUGGACUGUGUCUGCAGGGGAAGCUUGACAAAGCAAUGAAGCUCUUUGACUCAUGGGUAGAGAAAGGGAAGAAGGUUGAUGUUAUCACAUAUAACACCCUAAUACAUGCUAUGUGCAAAAAUGGGGAUGUUGAUGCUGCUUUGCAUUUUCUCGCUGAUAUGGAGGUCAGAGGAUUGCAGCCUGACGCGUUUACCUACAAUGUUGUGUUAUCUGCACUAUCUGAAGCAGGGAGACCAGAAGAAGCGCAUAGUAUGCUGCAUAAGUUAUCUGAGAGUGGAAAAUUGUCUCAAAGCUUUUCUUCUCCCCUCUUGAAGCCUUCUUCUGUAGAUGAAACAGAGUCAGGGAAGGAUCACGAGGGUAAUACUGAGGAAGAAACUGGUGGAAAUCCACAAGAUAGUGCUCUGGAGGCCUACACAAAACGCGUAAAUGAGCUAUGCACCGGUGGGCAAUUCAAAGAAGCUAAGGCCAUUUUGGAUGAGAUGAUGCAAAAGGGAAUGUCUGUUGACAGUUCAACGUAUAUAACUUUGAUGGAAGGGCUUAUCAAGAGGCAGAAAAGGCAAACACAUGCAGCUGGGUAGUACAUACCAUUGAUCUUUGCUGCUCUUUGAUGUGGCAUCAGCCGGAGUUUAGUCAUAAAUCUGGUAAAUUUGAGUGCUUGAUAUCUCGGAGGAGUGUGAUGGGCAUAAAAGAAGCAGAAAGGAGCCAAGCAUAGGACACUGCUGUCUCCUUGCCCCCGCCGGCUUUGUUGGUCACGCACGGCCCACGCAGUGGACUAUGGGAAGGUAGAUACACAUACCUCUCAUCAGCUCAUUGUAAUUUUCAGUGGACUAUGACGGCCGUUCCACAGCUAAGUUUACUGCCACAUGGUCAGUAUUUUAAUUCACCUGUUCGGUGCGGUGUAUAUAUACAAGACUUCACAAAUGGACAAAUGAAUGCAGGUACUGCUUUUGUUUCUGUGUUCCGUGACCGAGUGACUGGUACUUCUGCAUUCUUUUUGUCAAUGCGAGUAGUGGCCACUACUAUACUGUGAUGUGACUUGGAAUUUGGAAGCUUCAGUCAACUUCUUAUGGCUUGAGACGGCCGGUAUUUUAUAUCGGGCCUACUCAUACUGUAUCGUCUUUGCUGAUCUUAUGGGCCUGUUCAUAAGAAAAAACAAGUGUUAAUUUGAUUCGCACUUUGGAAAGAAGCGUUCAGGUUCAUUUGAUACCUACAACGGAAGUUGAGAACUUGAGGCGAGGUGCUUCCUUACUUACUCGCCCUUGACCCGACUACGGAGGGAAGAGAUUCCAGGCGAAGAAUGUUGGCAUAUUGUUGAAACCAAGCGGCUAGUUAUAAGAUGCAAUAGUUGUAUGGAAAUAAAAUAUUGACUUUUGCUCCCAUUUUGAACGGAUACCACGCUAGGUAUAUGUGUUCAUCA